This is a messenger RNA of Porites lobata, 18591 nucleotides long. Lineage: Eukaryota; Metazoa; Cnidaria; Anthozoa; Scleractinia; Poritidae. The record is from the annotation of a GenBank genome assembly.
GUACCUUCCCGGUUGUGUGUUGUCACGGCUGCUUGGACUGGCAAGCAAAUUUGAAUACUGCUCCGCAUUAUUCACAAAUUGAAAGUGAUUUCGUAACGAAUGUUCUCGCACUAUGUGAAUGCCUUUACAGUCUGUUUUAUCGGAGGGAGUUAAAAUUAAAAUGUAAGGCCCAGUAAAAUCAGGUAAGCGUCAUCUAAGUGAGUUGACAUUCAAAUUUAUUACUGUGAGCGGGUUCAUCGUUUUGCGAAUCAGGGUAUUCCUGUAUUCUUAAACGCUGUAAAACUGUUAAUGCGUAAAAUCUUCAUGGAUCUGUUAGCUCCACCGUUUCAUUUUUUACUCCUGUUACUGCUUCCUUUAUUAUUGUAGAUUUGUGUACAGACAUUCAGGGGCACCCAACGUCAACUUUCGGAAAAUAUCUGUUCGGAAGACGAUUUGAGGUCUAGAAAUUGCACAACAUUUGUUGUAAAAUUUCUUGCUUGCCUGCCUCUCCUAAGGUUUUCGAACAUCUAAAAAAUGGUAUAAUUGCCCAUUCUUAACGGAUUGUUACCCUAAAAAGGUCACCUGGAAUUUUAAGGAGCCUUUUUCUGGCUGAUAUUUUCGAAAAGGUAAGUUUUGAUCCCUAUAAUUUUCGGAUCACUAGACUUUCAGCUAGGAAAUCCGAACAGAUGAAAAUCUUUUAGGGGAUCAAAAUAUGCCUAUAUCUACCGUUUAAAUACUAAAAUACGUUUAACAAUGCUAUGUUUACUGAGUGGUUUUAUAUAUUCUCGUUGGGUGACCCUGGACAUUCUCGAAAUGAUAGGUUACCGUCCAUGAUACUAGCGGAUCGAAAAAGUUUUCCGGUGUUGUGAUAUCCGUUACUUUGAUUCAGUUCUGCAUACAUGUUGAUGUCUAACAUUUAAUUCGAAUUAUUUGUACUAAUAUAUACUGUUGAGGGAAAAGGGAAACUGGAAUUGCACUAAGUGAUAUGUUGAGAGCCUUUAUCUAAAGAUAUCAUGGACGAAAACUUGUGUCUGGCGGAUUCGUAAAUUAGGCUGAAGAAGUGAAGCGCAAAAGCAGGCCAGCUCUGUGCCGGCUUUGCUAGAAAAUAAGGUACAUGAAAGUAGACACCAAGUGCGAUUUGCCACUGGCUUAAAAGCAAUGCCAAUGCAGGCAGUGGCACAUUCUAGUUGGCUUGGUUAUCAUCUGAUUAUUUGCUAAUCUGAGCUGAAAGAAGAACUUGCUAAGGUAAAAACAUCUGCAAAACAGUAUGUGAUAGAAUUGUGCUGAGGUUGUUUAUGAGUUCCGUUGAGGAAUGUGCGGCUAACUUCAUGAUGGCCCUGAGCGGUUUGUAUGUGGAACAAAGCCGCCUAGGCCCUUUGCAGCUUGCCAUACACGUGGUUCAAAACCGCCAUGCUGGGACGCAAGAGUCGCACUGGGGCAAGACAAACCAACGGCAUACAUAAUUUUAAAUCGUAAUUCCCCGUUUGAUUGUCUGUCCCAGUGCGACUUUUGCGUCCCAGCAUGGCGGUUUUGUACCACGAAAAUGGCAAGCUGCAAAGGGCCUAGCAGUUGGGUGUUUUCACUGAACUAACUGAUAAACUGUUUAAGUUUGUUUUAUCGAUAACAUGAACCCUUGUGAAUCGAUUGUGAAGGCUUUCGGUCUAAAAAGACUCCCUGCUCAAGACACAUUUCAUUGAAGACUCAAGACCUUGAAACCCAUACCCUGUUCGGCGGCACAUGAGUAAGUUUACUCGUUUAUGAAAAACGGGAGAAACCGACGGGACUUACACGAUAUUGACAACGAUCCAUCCCAUCCUACGCGCUGUAGUAAAGCAGAAAGUUUCAACAGCUAAGCAUAAUUCCGUAUAUACAAGAUUUGUUUUUUUUUUCAGCUAGGAACCGGCUGUUGUAAAUAUGGACCCAAAUCAAUGUGGCCUGAUGGCCCAAAUAGCAAUGAGUCAGGGGAACUUUAUAGAGGCCCUGAACCUUAUUUCCAUGGCCCUGCGUCAAAUACCGCCUGAUCUCAUAAACACGCCAUUUGGUGCUCCUUUCAUUGCCGAUCGAGCAGAGUGCUUUUGGCAGUUGGGUGAUGCUGAAGAAGCAGCGAAUAACAUGAGGAUUGCCAUUAGUAAUGGAUUACCGGAUGACGCCGCAAACUCAGAGGUUAAGUUUUAAGUGCUGGUGAUAACUGUUUUUUAUUGAGCACUUUCAACGAGUGAUGAUGAUCUGAUGAUGACAGACAGAAUGCGGACAUACAGUUUACCCAGGAGAUCGAGGAAAAUGAUAACAACAGACUAAGAACGACAAUUUACAGAAAACCGACGUCCGACACAUAAAUGAUGCGAUUGCAUGCCAUGAUCUCUCUUGAACGCCUAUUUACAUCGAGUGCGAUCGAGCUAUCGCCCAGUCUUAUCUCGUUUACCACAAUACUCAGCAAACUUAUGAUGAUGAUAAUGAUGAUGAUCAAUCAGUGAUGAUAGUGAUAAUAGGACAAUCACAUUACUUUUAGAGGGCAUAUAGUCAUGUGAUUAUCAUUAUUACCAUUACACAAGGCAAAUCGAACAAAUUUAUUUCAUAAGAAAAGACUGACUAACAUGAAAUCAAGUUGCGGGCUGCAAAUUCCAUUUACAGCCCGCACUUUGCCGUUUGGCCCGCGAAAAGGAGCGUUUUAGAGAGGGCAGUUUUUCAGUCGGCCGCGUGUAGGAUUAUAGGCUUCUCAUUUAAACUAUGACCUGCAUGUACCUUUUUUUUUCAGGAGGAGGCCGCGAAAUGGACCAGUCGUGGUGUUUCUUUAUAUCGAGACCAUAACUAUGUUCUCGCUGAGCAGUGCACAAGUUUCGCUUUGUAUUUUCGUGUGGACAAUCCCUUUUUUAAGGCUCAAUCCUUUUUGUACCGAGCUCUGUCAAGGUUUGAACUUGGAAAUAUUUCAGGAACACAAAGCGACGCACAGGAAGUCAAAAGACUUGAUAAAAAUUUCGCAAGGGUAAGAGAGUUACUUUCUGCUAAAAUUUUGAAUAAUGCUUUUAAUGAACUAAAGCUGAUCACGUGCUAAAGCUGAUCAGGCGUUCUGGUGGAUUCGUAUCUGUGUAGAUGGGAGAAUCAAGAAGCGAGGGGGUUGGGGAGGGAUUUUCUUUGUAAGAUGUUGGAAACUCGGCAUUUAUUAUUGUUACUUUUUCAUCAAAUCGGAAGAAAUUAAAAUUUGAUGGGAACUAGUUGAAAUAGUUAAGUUCAAGCUAACGAGACAUACAUUUUUAUUCACUAUUGUGCAACAUCUUUAACUGCAGGCCACAGCUCAAAAACAAAAAGAGGAAGCAAUGGAAAAGUUUAGACGACACAGCUACGACAAAGCGGUGGAAUUAUUUCAACUCUGUCUUCUGUUUCAUCCGGACGAUAGCUCAGGCGUGAAGUUUAGACGUUCGGUUCAGAGUCAUCAAGCGACUGCUUACUUCCAUUUAAAUAAGUACAGAAAAGCUCUUGAGGUUGGAAAGAAGUCGUACAAUUCUAAUCCAACAUUUAAGUCUAAGGUAAGAUAUAUAUAUUCUUGCUAGUAAAGCUCCCACAAUCUUCCAGAAGGGAACCAAAGUAUCGACGGACAAGAAGGAACGAAGCUCUCACUUGCCAACAGCUUUCCUGGUUUUGCCUUUUGUGAUUUCAUUAGAUGUUAUAGUUCAUUGUUUUUUUUUUCAUUAGUAGCAACUCAACUGCUUACCCUGUCUGCUGUCUGGAUUAUCAACUUUGGGCUUUGUGAGCAGAUUGGAACUAAGCUCUGGAGCGUUUACCAUUUGUAAGAAAAUUUCGGUAAAAAAAUUUCUGACAAAUGGCAAUGGACUUAAAAACGUCUCCGAAAAGAGAAAUAGGUUAGAGUUGUAUUAUUUGCAAAAUACCAGAUAACGAGUGGAACUGGGUUAAAACAAAUCACCUUCCGCCUUUAAAGGAAGCCUGGCACUGGUUAACUAGACAAAUGGUACAAAUAAUUUCGGUUGUUUCGGUAAAAACGAAAAAAAGGUAUACGUAAUACCUCGAAAGGGAUUACUUUUUUUCCGGAAAAUUUCCACCGGGAUAAACCAUUCCAUUUGAAUUCUCCACGGAAUUACCGGGUUUUCCAUACAAAUGGUAAGCGCUCCUGGUCUUAUGACGUUUGGUAGCUAGGAGUAGCCUAAAUAGAAUUUAGCGAGUCUGGAAAGACGGUCUUAACAUUACUGAACCUUAGUGUGCACUGGCCUUAUUUACAGGAUGAAGCAGAAAGAUGGAAGGACAGAGGAAAUCGCCUCUCCAAAGAACCCAAUUCGUUAGACCUAGCAAUCGACUGUUAUUCACUUGCACUUAAAUAUGCAGACGAGAGGGACCUUAAAGCAAAAAUUUGGUCUAACCGAUCUCUGAUGUAUAAAAAUACAGAAAGAUACGAAGAGGCACUAUGUGAUGCCCAGCGUUGUGUAGAGAACAAACCAAACUGGGAAAAGGUAAAACGAGGCCUCUUUGCUUUUACAUUGGUGCGGGUGGAGAUUUAGAAUCAAGUUUACAGCGAACGGUACACGUGACAUUUCAAAUUGACAAUUUCUCAAUUCGCGAAGAGAGCCAACAAAAACUGGGCUCUGAAAAUAUUCUUGUUUAUAAACAUGACCGCUGAUAUAACUGCGGAUUAACAACUAGUAAAGGGAAAAGUUGACGUUUGCCAUUUUUCGUUAACGUGAUUCCAAAUCUCUCUAUAACCCAUUUUCAGGAUGACGACAUUUUACUACCACUACCAGAAUUCACUUCGUUUUUGCUUUCUUAUUUUAGUUUCUCAAUCCCGCUGAGUUUAAAACACAGUAGCCUUAAUUUGCACAAGGAAACAACAAACUGAAGCAUUCUGGUACUUGUGGUAAAAUGACGUCAUCGUGCUAUUGUCCUGUGACGAUUACUGAAAUCUUGUGUCACUUGCUCGGCCAAUCAAGAGUAAAAUCAAAAUCGUACCAGUCGUGACUUAUUUGCACGUGAUUUCUCUUGAUGGGCCUGGCUACAUGUCUUUGUUUUAAGAUCCGAUAGGUUCAUCGGAUUGUCUUCCAUUGCCUGAAUUGUAAUUGACUUGUUACCAAAUUGAAACUGCUCCAAUUAAAAAUAGUCUUUACUUUGCGCAGUGAAGAAAACUACCCACAAUGAAAAAUUAUUGGUACGGCUACAUCGCGGUUCAAUAUGGUAAAUUUUUUCAGGCCUGAAACUGACUCGUCUCCAGUUGACUCUCAUCACUCCGUAGCGGCGCGCAGGGUUGGAUGGAAACUAACGCGAAAAGGGAGAGAAUUCUUCUCUUCGUUCCAUCACCCUUUGCUCCCGUCGCUGUUCGAGUUUAACACGAAGACGACUGGAAACGAGUCAGGGCUGAAAUUUCUUCCCGAUCAGUUCUUUGAUGCUGGUUCCUUUACUUAGUUUUGAGAUAUCUACACAGUUUCUGCACUAGCUCUUAUCCUUUAUAUUUAUAUUUAUUACACGUCAGGCGCAGUACCGUUUAGGAUCUUGUCUAUUUGCAUGCGAAAGAUACAGUGAAGCUCUGGAGCCCUUUUCAAGAUCUCUACAGCUACUACUUAACAAUCCCUCAAGUACAGAGCAUGAUAAAGUGGAUACCUUAAAUCAAGUUUUGUCGGUGGCACAAAAACAUCCAGGUACGUAGUCAACUUCAAACACAUAUUAAGGGAAAGAGAUACCAUUUGGAAAAGUAUAUAAAAACUGUCAAAGGUGUUAUCGAAGUAUUUGUCAUUAAAUAUGGCAAAGUAACACUUUUUCUUUAUUUCUUGAUAAAGUCGAGCCACUCCAAAACGGCCACAUUGAGGACAGAAGAUAGUGACCGUUUACCCUGGUCCCAGAGGUUUUUCUGGAUUUUUCUUCGCGAAAGAGAUGAAGAGCAAGCCGCGAAGCGGCGACAACGAGUCGCGAAAGCGACGAGGAGAGAGAGAAAAAACCUCUGGUAACCUUGGCCUCGAAUCUCACUUUCAUGCAGACGAGAGGGUCAGGAUCUGACCCUCGGGCGUUGAUUGGUUGAUAUUUUUUCAAACACGCAAACCAAUUUGAUUGGCCCGUUUAAUUGUAACUACCGAGGGGACGCUGAGGAUUUUCACACCUCAUUUUGCCUCUCUCUACCAGAGAAGAAAAUUUUUUGUAUGCUGCACUCGCAAUAACAUUUGCACGGGACCAAGGCACGUAAAGGCACGCCAUAUUUCGAGAUUUUGACAUGGAUGUUGUUCCUGAAAGAAUAUUCGAAGAAAUUUGGACCUCGGUACUUGAUGAGCGCUUUCCUGAGUCUCACUGAACAACAAAAGAAAGCUUUGUUCGCCGCGUUGAGUCGAAAGGAUGUGUUCACCAUUCUAUCAACCGGACAUGGAAAGUAUAUAAUAUUUCAGUCGUUACCUGAUGUUUGCGAGUACCUUUCCUUAAGAGGCUACUCAUACCCUCGCCAUGCAAUAAUUUUGGUUGUCUGUCCUCUCAAGUCUCUUGUGGACUCGCAUAUCCGCGAACUGCGAAACCGUGGCGUCUCAGCAACCAGUUUGAGCAGUCCAGACGUUGACGACCAGAAUCUCGUGUCUCGAUGUAUUUACCAUUUUCUGUUACAAUACUGUCAUUCCAUUAAAUAAACUAACAUGUUUAGGGCAGCAAAAUAUCAAUCUCCGAAUACGAAAUGAAAGUUUCCUGUAGGGAAAAAAACAUACAACUUUGUACAAGUACGUAAUCAUUUUCGGUGCAGCUUGCAUUUUCCUGCGACGCCAAAUAUUUAUCUUUAAAGAUCUAACCAACGUUAUUUUUGGCAUUGGGUCAACAAAAACCUCUGAAAGUCCAUUCCGAGCCUUAAGGGUUUGUUGUGCUGCAUGACUCUUCCUAGCGCCGUUGUUCCACAAAAAAAGGAAAUGGAACCGCCAAACCAAAAUGCGAGCAAGAUUGUCAGAACACAUAUUAAUAUUACUAUUUUGAAGGGAAUGCCUGCGAAUCGACGCGAACGGCGCGCCCCGCAGAAGUAAACAAUAUAAUAAGCGCGAUUGAUAGACUCUUGCAAACUUUACAACUUCCCGGUGGCACUUCUGACAGAUAAUCCCUUUGAGUCAUGUACACAGCCGACAGAACAGAAGACAAUGUUUGUGAAAAAUCCUUGUUAUUAUACCCAAAAACGUUGAUUUUAGAUCGGCCACUUAUUUUUACAUAAAUUCUGCAAAUCCUGCAGCAGUCGUGUGGAACAAUGUUGGUUUCUUUGUAAAGUGGUGUUCUUAUUCCUGGACUCUUGUCGCCCAACUUUAACACAUGCUUUAGCUUGACCCCGAUUAACAAAUCACUCUUUACCACGGAAGUGGAGAUGGUUUGUUCAUAACAUAAUUUCCCCAGGUCUACCCCCACUUAAAAAAAUAGCGGCUGAUAAGCACGUGUUUGCUAAAUUGCCAUUGGUCACUCUUUUUAUUAGCAAUUUGACGCGUUUGACAGCUGUCGUCUGCAUGAAAGUGAGAUUCGAGGCCAAGGUAACCAGAGGUUUUUCUCUCUCUUCUCGUCGCUUUCGCCACUCGUUGUCGCCGCUUUGCGGCUUGCUCUUGAUAUCUUUCGCGAAGAAAAAUCAAGAAAAACCUCUGGGACCAGGGUAGUGACCGUUAUGGGGAGGUAGUGGUGUAAUAUUUCAAAUUUUGUUUUAGGGAGUACAACAUGUUAAUUGUUGCUAAGUUCAUGCUUCCUUAAUCCCACAAAUAUAUUCCAGUCAUAUAUAAUAUAUAUAUAGAUUACCUUAGUCAGAAAACCCGUAUUCAAUUUUCUGACACGCGUUUGUUUUAUAGCUUAAAAAGUUGAAUAGUUCAUAAACUACUAGUCUCGUAUCACGUAUCUAAUUCAGGUGGCACGUGUGGUAUCCAAUACGAUGUCCCUCAAAACCUAAUUCAAACGGCAGUCGACAAGGCUGUUGCCGAAAAAGACUGGCAGCGACUUCAUCUUCUCUUCAUGGGCGGUGGAGGAGAAAAACGUUUUCAGAAAGGAUCAGGGGGCCUGGGAACUGGCUGCGACGCAAGUAGUGUUCCCUUGGAAGAAAUCAUUCACUGCGAUUUCAAAGAUCUUACAGACUUUAUAAGCGUCUUAUUGGAUCACAAAGCCAGGAAAACAAACAGCACAAGUGAAGCCCAUAAGGUAUGAGAAUACGUGGCGCGACAAAAGAAAUUCAGAAUUUGACAAACAAGUUGUAAAUUACAUUUCUUUCUUCUUCUUCUUCUUCUUCUUCUUCUUCUUAUUACUAUUAUUAUUAUUAUUUUUAUUAUUAUUAGUUAUUAUGUUGAUAAAGUCUCACACCUACAGGUCGCCUUUUCCCUAAAUCAUCAAGCUACAUCCUAUAGUCUUAGGCUUGUUGUUCCCAACAACCGAGCUUUAUUAUUAUUAUUAUUGUUAUUAUUACUAUCAUUAUUAUUAUUAUUACUGAAUAACAUAAUAAUUUUAUUGAACUUUAAAAAAUAUGUACAUAAUUUGCAGAAAUAUUUGAAGUAAGAAUUUAAAAGCACUAUAUAACAUUAAGAAUUAUAUAAAUCACAUUAUUAUUAUUAUUAUUAUGACAAAUCAACAGACACCAUAUCUGAAAGUGGCUUGUAGCGGUAAGCUAUCACUUGUUUCGAGCAUCUCCGUUAUGCAAGUUAAAUCAUGUUUCUCGAGAUAUGAACGGCUUUAAUUUGUUACUAAUAUAGGGUAUCUUGUUUUGUAUUGUGUUUCUCCGACUGGGUUACUUUAAGUGUAUUCGCUAAAACCCCAAUAGAAAACUGAACUUCCCUUUUCGUUAUCUCCUUCGUCGGCAGAGAACGUUCAAGGGUGAUGGUCUCGAAGCACUUCGUAAAGGGGACAACAAGAAAGCAUUAGAACUGUUGCAAAUCUCUUUGAAACAACAAGAAGGCGAUGUUAGAGAACAGCGCGACACUCUUAAACUUCUCAGUGAGCUUUGCUUUAAAGAAAAGUCCUUUAGUAAAUGUUUGGAGACAGGAAGGAAGUUAAAAGCCUCUUUACCGGAAGAGAAUCAUGAGGAAAACAACUCUCUCAGGGUAUGUUUAACACUCGUAAACGUUAAAAUUUUAUGACGACGAUGACGGCAUCCAAAUCCUGAUGCUUUAAUUCAACUUAAAUAUUGCAGAAAAAAAAAACAUUAUUCUAGUUAAUUAGAAUUAUUGUGACCAUCCCACUUUUAAGACUAAGAUGAAAACUUGCGUAACUACAUGACGCACUCAGGUUAUGUGAACAAACCAACUAUAAGAUGAUAUAAUAAGGAAAGAUACAGCCUUGCGGCAGAUUAGAAUAGCGUUCAAAGGGACUCAAAGCCUCACUUAUCGCCCCACCACAGUGGGAUGAGGACAAAGGAAUUUAUAGCAGAGUCUUUCUUUUCUUGCCGGCGCUGCAUGGGCUGGUUUGAUCAAGAUAUAACUGAAAAGGCAAAGGAAUGAGAUAACAGAAGUCCAGACUAAUUCGACUAGCGAUGGCUAAAAAAUCCGUCAAGCUAAUUACCCAGAGCCAUGAUGAUUGUUUCAACAGGCUAAAUGUUAAAUGUUUCAUUUUUCCGUUCUGCUAGGUCGAAUGGGCUAAACAGUGGAAGGAUUGGGGCAACGAGCUGUACGGGGAGAAUAAAUACGAUUUAAUGGCUGAGUUUAACAGUCUUGCCAUGGAGUUUACUCCAGAAUCGAACAAGGAUCUAAUGAAAGCUCUUCUCAGUAAUCGCUGUUUGGCGUACCUUAACUUGAACAAAUAUAAGGAAGCUCUAGAAGACGCGGAAAAAUGUAUCAAAACCAUGCCCCAGUGGUUCAGGGUAAGUCGUAACACAACAAUUUUCAUGCAGGACACUGUUAGUCUGCGCUAAGCGAAGUGUGAUUUUGCUUUGGCCAUAUGUAUUUCCCACUCUCUAUCAGUUUCAGUCUUGCAACAACUAGUAGCAAGUAAACUAGCAAUACAAUGCAGACCCUCGCGAGGCAGGAGCUAACGGCCAGAAGUAGGAAGAUUGGGAAAGAAGCUAGUAGGGAGAAGAAAAUAUAUGGAAAAGAAAUCAAAAAUAAAACAAAGCAUCAAUCACAAAGGGUUCUGCGAUUCACUUAUUUCUAGUAUAUACUACUUUUUUUCUUUAAGGGGCAUUCACGUCGUGGAAAUUGCUUGCUUAAACUAAAAAGAAAAAAAGAAGCUCUAGUAGCGUUUUGCAAAGGACAUACCUAUGCUUCAAGUGAUCGCGAAAAGAACUUCACUGCCAAAGAAGCGAUUUCGACUGCUACGGAGUUACCAGGUUAGUCAUUUAUUCUUUUGGAACAGAAACAAGUUACAUUUCAAAAUAUGUUUAAGUUCACCAAAGGCCAAGGACAAAAUUGAGCCACAACAGUGUCUAAUAUGAAAUCAAGGACCAAUAGCCAUAUUCAGAGGGGGAAAUUUUGGAGAAAAAAUGGAGGAACUGUAAGUUAGCGUACGGACCGUGAAAAAGACGCUUUUAAGAGCAUGUUUCUUUCUUUAAAACAAGAAAUAGGCCCUCUACGAAACAACGUUUUGUUAGCUUUUUAAAAUGAUAAAUUGCAUUUGUAUCGGUAAUUAGAGUUGAAGGAAAUGAGAAAAUCCUUCCCGUUUAGACUUUAGCCCAUAUUAACAGUACAUUGGGAGAGGGUGGAUUCAUUUGCGACAGAGCAGUCACUGAUUUGUUCGGUAGAUUUGUUUUCUGUUGUAUAGCUAAAAAACAAGAAAAAAAUUCCGGCAAAUACGACGGCUAUGUAUCGCUAGAAAUGAAUCCACUUUAAACCUGCGUUUUGCACCGUUUUUAGUUACCUGUACUUUGCUUUAUAACUGUAGAUGGAGAGACCCGAAUCUCUUGCACCUUUUCGCCCCGCACAAUUGAGUUUCUGGUAAAAGAGGCAUCCAAGAAUUUCGAAUGGAAAGAACUACGAUUCUUGUAUCUUGGUACCACAGCAAGUGACACAUCUAAAGGAAUAGCUAUUGAGUGUGACGCCUCCUGUGUGCCUUUAGAGCUCCUCAUUGAGUCAGAUGUUAAAGAUCUACAUAGGCUCGUUUCACGUCUCUUGGAGUGUGGUGCCUUGCCAGAUGGAUUAAAAGAUUGUAAACGACCCCCACUGUUAACAGCAAUGGAGUUAAUGAAGUUUCCUAUUGCUGUGACGUUGUUACGAAACAAAGCCGACCCUUCCUGUGUCAUAGGCAAUGAAAUAUUCAUCAACAGAGAGGUAUCUAAAAACCUGUAAUAGAUCGAUGUAAUGCUCUCUUGCAAUAGAGAAUUCAAAACACCUGAACAUUUUGUAAUAACUAAUAAACCAUUAUUUCACGAGCGCGCAUCUGAUGUGAGUCGAUGCUAAAUCAACUAAGUUGACAUGUGAAAAGCGGAUGUCCUAUCUCUUUUCUGGUCCCUCCUUACAAUCCACUCGCCAGUUUGUUCAGAGAUGAUACACUGCUCGACAACUAUAAAGCCAUCUAUGAUAUUAACGAAAAGAGGUUUAAAUAUUCUUAAACGUUUUUGUGAGUUUCAUUUCUGAUGCACUAACAAAAGUAAAACUGUAACGCUUGAGUAAAGCAUGCCACAGUUUUUGACCACGCUGGUUUUGUUGAACGAGAACAGAAGCUAGAAAAAAAUAACUGGUUUUAGCAGUGGAUAAAUUUCUAGCUUGUUUGGUUUCAUCUGGUUGGUUGAGAAUGAUCUUUGACAGCUAAACAGGCUGCGGAUUUCUCUCGCCGAUUUCGGCAAGUCCCGCGCUUAAAGAUGCUUAGCGCCUAAUUAAAUUUCUCUUUGAGACAAAACGUUUUUCUUCGGUCCCUACAUGUAAUAUGUCCUCCACACAAAAAAAUUAUCAUCUCCAAGUUUUACUGCUGAUAGUUUUGGUUUAUUAACUUAGCAGUCCACGUGUUUCUUUAUCGGUCUUUAUCAAACCUGAGUCUCGCCGGCAAAAUUGAAAUGUCCGAAGAGAAAAGUGUAAUACUUAAGGUUAAUAAGUAUUUACCUAGGUAUUAAUCACCUUGAUACAUCUUCUGCAGGGUCAAUCGAGGCAGUGGUUUCAGCUUGGUCGCAAAGCAUUUGCCAAUGAGGACCUUAUGAAAGCAGUUAUGUUUUUUAACAUGUGCCUUCACCUCUCUGACUCCAGCACAGAGCCGUCCAUCUUAAUAAAGACAAAUCAUACUUUAGCGGAAGCCUACUUCAAGCAAAACAAACAUGAACUAGCCGUCAACGCGGGAAACGAAUGUUUUAGAUUGCGUUCAGUUAGAUCAGAGGUAUUACUCAAUUAUUUCACUUAAAAGAAAUAAACUACUAAAUUGUGCACUGCCCAAGAGUUAAAUUGGAGCAGUGACAUCUGGUGUGAUCAAAGACAAGUUACACUGUGAAAAAAAAUCAGAAAGCAAGAAAAACACCGGAAAAACACUCUUAAAGCUGACACGCAGAGGGAAUAAAACUGAAGAAGCAUGCUUAGAAUUUUUCUCGUGUUUCAUCUGCAUGCCGUUGACCUGGGGUAACCUAAACUGGGAAAUGGGUAGUGGAAUUUCAUUGUUUGCUCAAGUAAGCAGACAAUUUGGGCAGGAGAGAGCCUCUUGAAUAAUCCAACCCAAGCUUUUGUUAAAGAAGAUGGAAGAAAUAGUUAAUAAGUUGCAUUCCUGCCAAGGCAUCAUUCUGAUACUAAGUGGAGAUUAAAAUUGUCUUAAAAAAUACUUUUGCCGACUAUGUCUUUAAAGGAAGAAGCAAAGAGAUGGCAAGUUCGUGCAUCCCAUGUUUUUUCCUUGGGUCUUUACAAGCUAUGUGUCCAGUGCGUCAAUUUAGGUUUAAAGUACACUCCUGUUGAAUCCAAACAAACCUUCUCACGUUUUCUGUGCCAACGUUCCGAGGCUGAGCAGCAGUUAGGGGAUUAUGUAAGAGGCCUGGAAGAUGCUAGAAGCGCCUUAAAGAUGACUUCAGAACUGCUGGAGGUAAUUAAAACUAAACUUUUUUUUUUCACACAGUCUGUAAAUUUCCAUGAGUAAAAAGAAAAUAGUACAUGUGUAGAUUUAGGUCAUUCCUCAUUUCGUACUUUCAAGUUAGUGUUAAAAUUAAAACUGUACUUGCACAAAUGUUAAACUAAAACAGUUUGGCAUAAUUGGCUUAACUGAGCGCGUUUGGCUUGAAGCCGCCGUUCAAACUUACUCGGACUUCGUCGCCGACUAUGGAGCUGCUAUUAAUAUGUGGUCCUUGGUCCAGAAAGUUCGCGAUGCCCUUGGUCCGCGACUUUUCCGAAAAUGAUAAGAUAUUUCGUCGCGAAAAAAAAUACGUUGAAUAAUGAAAGAUAUCGUGAUUUACUGAUUAGCAUUCUUUAAUCGAAGUUUUAUGACGAAGUUUCGGCUUUCUUGUUGUGGGUGAAGGCGCGAAAUUAAAGUUUGUUGACGGGUACUACGGGUUAAUUUGUCUUUCUUGAAGUUUGGGCAUUUGCGGCGCUGUAAAUUAUAUGGUCAAGUUUACUUACCCUGCGAAUGAAUAAAACGCAACGGGAGGACGUGCCUUUUUGCAGGACAGGUUUUCAGAUCAACUUACUUCUGCUGUUGGAAGCAUAUUGCCGCAGACUUUGAAUUUUUUUGGUUUAUCGACUCUUGAAAAAUAUCACCAAAUUCCGUUUAGUGGUCCUUGGUCCGCGACCUAUGACCUUGAUUGAAUAAAACUUCGCAAAACAAAAAGCGACGGCCUUUGUUUUCGAAGAAUGUUUUACAAAAAAUCCUCCCUAUACAUGUCUACAAGUUCUCUUUCUUUAAUACCUCGAAUACAUGCAGAGUUUUCAAUAAUUAUUUUCGACCGCGCUGAAAACCGCCCGUCGACGCUAGUGUGGGAGACUCGACAAAGACUCUGGUCUGAAGUCUUUGAAAGAAAAAGCAGACUAUUUUAUGAUCACAACAUCUUCCGAAUAAAAAUCUAUAGCUUUAUUGCAUCAAGAAUAGAAAAAAUCACAUGAAGUAUUGUGAAAAUCUCGUUUUCUUGUGGAAACUAUCACAGUUUUACAUUCUUUUUCUUGCUUACCUGAGUCGUGGAACAAGGACCACAUUCGCGGACCAAGGACCAUCGAAAACGGUCGCCUUUUUUCGAAUUCCAAGCAAAUUAUUUACGUCUAGAACUUGAAACUUCAGGAUUAUCGAGAGGAACAUAAAAGCUAUCUUCAGGGAGUAUUUCAGCUCGUUACGUUUUGAUUCGGGUAAGAUAUAUUAGUAAAAUCCAACUAGUGGUCUAUUAUCAAUACUGCGUUCUGAUUGGUUGAGCAACGACUUGGCUAUAUGUUAUAGCCCACUAAUUAGAGCGAAAAGCGCGGGCUUUUGGCGGCAAAAAAGGAUUAAAGUCUAGCUUUAACUAGCUUUUUUUUUUAUUCUCGAUAUUUUUGUCCAGCUAGUUGGAUUUACUAAACCAAUUAUUCCUCUCGGCCUCAUGGGCUAUUGACUCAGAGCCCAUUCGGGCUCGAGGAAUAAUUGUUAAAUAUCUUACCUAUUUUAGUCGCGGACCAAGGACCACAUACUGUACAAGUGUUAUUUACAUCAGAAGCUUCUUUCACUUUUGUAGAUCUUCAUUAAGAAUUUACAAACUGUCUGUACUUUUCUGUGUUUUCAGCCAUGAUUUUGAGCUUUGAAAAUGGCAGCGUGAUUUCUCUGACAAACGAUGGUGCGAAUGGCCUCUUGAUUUUGAUUGGUUGCUUACAUCGUAUGACUGAUUGAUCCUCUCUUUUCAUUGGUUUAUAUUUUACCGGCUAAAAUACAUUUUAGCCUGUCAAAUUGUCCAUUUUAGAGCGCAGAAUGCGCCACAGUACCCGACAAAAUGACAAUAAUAAACUGUUUUCAUUUCAGGGCAUUGGGAACUUGCAAACGUAGUUAUUAUGUUUAGCGUUUUUUGAAUCUACUUUAAAGUCUGUGUUGAAUCUACAUACCUUACCGAGGGGGGCGUAAGGGGGGUACGAAUACCGCAAUACCGCACGUGGUAGCGCGAGAAUACCGCAAUACCGCAUCAAAAUUUAGCCAAAUACCGAAACCGCAGUUACAAAUGGGAAAAAGUUGAUGUUGUCAAUACUACAAAUCCUCCUUUCAAAUAGAAAUAAUACUUUUAUGUCACUGUUUCCAAAUAAAGGUGCGUCGAUGUCAAGCGUACGAUAAACAUAAGAUCAUCGCACUCGUUUAGCUUUGUUUAUUACAUGUAUACGUUUACGUAAAUGAUACAACAGGAGUUUUCUAGUAUCACUUUAUAUAUUACUGACCUGGAUCAUAAACGGACGGAAAACAGUUGACUCUUAUGAGGUUGUUUCAGAUUCACAAUUAACUCGGUUCUGUGUUGAGGGUUUCAAAACGACGACCCGGGCUGCCUUUUGGAUUCGAAGGGCACACAGUACAGAAGUACACACUAGCCUGCGUACCAUGGCGGUUUUGGUUAGGCGCGCUAAAUAAUAAGUCGAAAUAAGGCGGGCGCGGGCGAGGAGAUUGGGGCAGGAGCUGCUUCGCUGCUCACAGUGGUGCUGCCGACAAAACCAUGUAAAACUGCCAUGCCCGGGGUGGAGGCGGGGGGGAGGGGGUACUUGGGUUAAUAUUUGGUUGAUAUGUGCCGCUGGCCUCUCAGAGCCCCUACCCCAUUACAGUCUAUUCUGUGGCCAAUUAUAGACCCCAUCUUAGUCAUUUGAACAAAUAUUUAAUUUUCGCGAUCCCAACUUCGUCACUUUCUAUUUUUAUGAAUUGACCUUGUUUUAGAUUGAAUGAAGAACACUUUACUUUUCAUCUACAAUACAAACAUUCUGGUACCUUUGCUAACCGUAAAUAUGAAGAACUGUCUUACCCCCAAAAAAGCAGAAAAUGCGCGACCCCAUUCUAAAAAAACUCUCUGAAAAUGCGACCCCAUUAUAGUAACUCCAGUCGUGAAAAUGCGACCCCAUCCAGCGGCACAUCCUCAUUAGCCUCUUAUCAGGAAGUACCCCCCCACCACCGACCCCGGGCUGCUAUGCUACGUAGGGUAAGCAAACACGAAUACUAGUACAUUCUAUAUUCCUGCAUGCACAACGAGAAGGACAAGUAGUAAUUUUUAGACCACACCGUCUUUAUAGAUUAUCUUUCGACACUACGCAAUUUAUAACGAUCGCACUGACCUCACUAUUUGCUGGAAUAUCUGACUGAUCACUUAGUUGACCCUCUGGAUCGCUCUCUGUUGUUUGGCGACUGGCACGAAAGUGGUGGUAAGAUUGGUAUAAAGGAGGUUAACCAAGCUGACUAUUCCCACAAGGUCCAUGAAGUCAUAAAUAAUGCGACAUGUUUACGUAUCAUUGGAUGAAAAAGUUAAUGUCGUUAAUCAUAUCAAGUAUUAACUGAAAUUAGAAGCCAUACGAUUUGUCUGCACUGUUUGCGCAAUACAAUCCCCGACUGUGCACACAGGUCACGCAGGCUAGCCAGGGAGACCUUUUAGGAUUUGUAUCCUCUUGUCAUGAAAAAGAAGCAGAUCACCGCGACACAACGAUUUUUUCACCGACUACCGCGGCGUAAAAUGUAAACUUACCGCAAACCGCUUGGACUCUGAAAACCGCAAUACCGUACUUUGAAAUAAAAAUUACCGCAACACCGCACCAAAAAUGACCCAAUACCGCAAUACCGCAAACCCUUACGCCCCCCUCCUUACCAUUUCAAUUAUUAGUCUAAGAACGAUUAAACUAGCAAACUAUUUACCGUACGUUUUGUUGUGUUUAGGGAUAUCUGAAUCAGUUUCGGUGUCUCCGAGCACUAAAGAAAGAAAAAGAAGCAAUGCUAGCCGUAAAUGAAUGCUUGAAGCGAACAACCGAUGAAACUCUAUUGGGCGAGCUUUUAAGUGAAGCACUUGACGUGGCUGUAAAUCUUAAAGGUAACGGGGUAAAAUACGCAAUUGCAAAGUUAGAGAUGUAGCAGAGGUUUAGAUAGCAAAUAUCCCUGUUAUCUGCGGUACUAUAUUUUGCGGAUUUAGUUGUUUUCUACAGACGUUUUCUAAUAGUCUUUCGCAAAUGCAUCAGUCAAUUGUAAUCCCGGCCCCCGACCCACGGGACAUGGCGGGGGAUAGCGGAGAUUUAACGCGGCCAAUGCCGGGAUUCAGUUAACGCAACGUGUUGGCCCUGGGGGUAUGAAGGCACUUAUCCGGCGGGUCGCCCUAGUCUCAAACGCAGAAGGAAAAACUUUACAAAUAAGCAAAAUAGACAGCCAUGACUUCAGUCCUACAUUUCGAAAGCCUUAAACACAAUGAUAAAACAUAUGAAGAAUCAAAGAGAGUGAUCACAAUAUUUCAGACUAUUUGUAGCCUAUGUGUUUGAUAUGGCAAAUGGAACUUGUUUUAAAAGUGGAAAAGCUAUGUUAAAUGCAGUACACUAAUACAACCUGUCAAGUAUACCAUAGAGAUGUUAAGCGAUAACCGCAUUUUUCUAUUCUGACCCUGGGGGCCCGUUCUCAUAGGUUCUCAGGAAUUUAAGGUACAAAAAAAAAUCCUAUGGCACUCAGGGUAACAUUUUUCCUGAAUCUGAAGAAACGUAGUCAAGAGUUUCUAUUAUCCGUUAGUUUGAAUUUAAAUACAGUCAAACCUCCUGUAAGCGAUCAUUUAAAAUGGGAAGCCUUAGUGGCCGCUUACGGGAGGUGGCCAUUUACAAGAGUCGAAACACAGGGGUUUUUUUCCAAGAAGAGGUCCCGGUCGGGACACAUACAUAUUAUUUGCAUACAAUUUCUUAGUUGCAAUAUGUGUAAUCAGUGUUUUAGGGAGAAAUCAAACUUCACUGCAGUUGCCGAGUGUAGAUAAAAUGUUUUUUGUUGACUUAAGAAACGAGUCCAGCUGUCACCAAUUCUGAACUGCUUUAGGUUCCAUUACAAACCGCUCUUCGGGAAGGAACCCGUUCUCGGCGAGGAACAACGCCGGACCCUAGAGAGCCGUUGCGAUCGAACUUAAAACUACUAAUGCCCCCCAUGCGGGGCUUUUAACAAACUACUUGUCUCAGAAAGUGGGGAAAUAAGCCGCGUUUUAAUACCAGACCAAUGUUAAAUUCCCCGUUAAGUCCCGGGGGUCGGGGGGCCGGAGUUUUAACGGACUGAUGCAUAAAUGGAUUGUUCUAGCUCUACUUAAAAGGGUUAAGAGGCACUCGAUUGUUAGUGUUUUAUGAAGUUAAGUCACGCCCAAGAAAUAAUGAUAUUUUUUGGCGUCCAACAAGGACAACUAAAAUUGAUGCCUGAUGUGUUUCAUACUUAACAGAUGGGACAACAGCCAUCACAACACUCCUUCCAAACCAUAUUCUUCUCAAAUUGAUGAACGAGGUGAUAAGGAUAAGGGACUUUAAUAAACUGAAAAUCUUGUUUCUUGGAGGAGGAGGGCCCUCGAAACACCCAGUAGGUGCUGGGGGCCUUGUAGCUAAUGCGGAUGCACGCAGUGUCCCUCUUGGAGAAGUGAUUCGUUGUUUUGAUCCUGAAGAAGCCUUAAUAUCAGUUCUCCUUGAGCAGGGUGCUUCCGUAAACGUGACUGAAGGUUCAGAUGUUAUUCCUUUGGAGGAAGCCAUAAGAAAAGAAAAUCUUCCUCUUGUGGAAAAGCUAGUCCAGAGAGGAGCAAACUGUUGUGCUGUGAGCAUCGAUGGAGAACCGAUGGUACACAAGGCGAUGCGGAUUGGGCUGAAAAGCGGUAAUUUACUGAAAUAUCCUUUGUAA